AUGCCGCUGGUCGAUUACGGGAGCUCGUCUGAUGAGGACGAAAAUGAGAUUCAGGGAAGCAGUGCCACAGCAAACCUCUACAAGGACCGUGAGCGACCUCCAGACAACCCCGACCGUCACCAAGGUCGGAUUCGAGCUCGUGCCCACGUUGAUGGAUCGUGGCCGGUCCACGUUUACCUCGAAGCACCCUCUACGAUCUCCAUGCUCCAAUCGGUUGAGUCCCUCAAGAAGAAGGGCGACGCUCCCGUUGAAGCUGAGAGUGCUGAGGAUGCCACUGAGCUCCACAUCAGUCUGACACGACCAAUAUUCAAAGUCAACUUUUCUGGUGUCCAGAGUUUCUCCAACGAUGAUCAAACACGUUCGUUCCUCAGUCUUCGUGUGGGAGCAGGUCAUGCUCAGCUAGAGAGUCUUGUGGCAGAGAUGGAUAAGAUUGCUCAGCGAUACUCGCAGCCCAAGUUUUACCCGGACCCUCAGUUCCAUGCCAGCUUUGCGUGGGCACUUGGAGGCGGUAUGCUGAACUCUGGAGUUGUAGAGUCGAUGAGUGAGUUGAAUGGUGAGCUGGGCCAUGAUCUGCGCCAUUGCUCGGUCGGAGUGAAGAAGGUGAAUUGGAAAAUUGGGCAGAAGACUGGGUCGGUAGAACUUUUGGUUGAGUGA
This is a messenger RNA of Linnemannia hyalina, 654 nucleotides long. NCBI's taxonomy places the organism in Eukaryota, Fungi, Mortierellomycota, Mortierellomycetes, Mortierellales, Mortierellaceae. The record is from the annotation of a GenBank genome assembly.